AGUCUGUGCGCUGGUGGAAGGCACAUUUCGCUUUGGAUUUACAUCUAGCGAGUGCUUCCAAUAUCACAAACUCAUCUUUUUUUGCCGUCUGAUUAGAUUAAGCUGACAUUUUUACACCGGUGUUCUACUGUUUCACACCUUUUUUAAAGAAUUGGAGGACGGGAUUGUGCCAUAUUGGAGCUGUCUGAUGCGCGUCAAGAGACACUAAAAAAAAGCCAUAGUCGACGUUUAAUCCUUUGCUCAAUGCUUAUUCUGCUAUAGCUCCAGCGAAACGUGUCUCCAAAUCUAUAAUUCUACCUGUUUUGUUGUCAGUUUUUACCUAAACCUAGAGGUUCUGUGGAAGACAAAUGGCUCUGAGACGUUCACCUCGCUGCGCGCACCGAUCCCUGUGAUGUGGAUCUGUCACACUUUGUCACGCUUUUGUAUGGCUAUAGCUGGAGAUUUUUUACACAGAGGACACACUUUGAGGAGUUGAAACUUUUUUCUUUUUUUUCACUGUCUGUGUAAAGGCUGACCGGUUCAUCCCCAACACCGAUGAUGACUGAAAACAAUGAGAUGGAGAGCGACCCGCAGCUCCAGCGCUCUCCAAGCACCAUGUCCAUCCAGCCCAUGUCAUCCAAGCUCCAGAGACUAAAGCGUUCCCUGUCGUUCAAGACUAUGAUGCGCAGUAAAAGCAUGGAGAACUUCUUCCAGAGGUCGUACAGCGACGCUCGCCUGCCUCCGGACUUCAUCACCGACCCUCCGCCUCCAUCUCCUCCACCGUUGCCCGGUUCUCCCCUCGUUGGUGAACGCUCUCCGUCCAUUUCGCCAUCUCUGAGCCCCAACCCCUCCAUCGCCUCCCACUCCCCCUCUCUCAGCCUUUCUCCAUCGCUGCCCACCAAGCCCCCCCGACCUCAGAUUAACCACUGUUUCCAGGACCAUGUCUUUCGUAAACCCACCAACUGCCAGCACUGCAAACACAUGAUAGUGGGAAACUCCAAACAAGCCCUGCGGUGUAAAACGUGCAAGAUGGCUGCUCACCUGUGGUGCACCUCAGAACUAUCGCAGCAGCCCUGUCAUGGGAAGUCUGGAGCGUUCAAGCGAAACUUCAGCUCGCCCAUGCUCGUCAACGACCAAUUGGCUGUCGUCAAAGAAGUCCAGCCAAGCCAAGAGGCUGCACGGACGCGUGUAGAUCCCGUGUAUGCCGCCUUACGCUACGGGACGUCCUUGGCACAGAUGACCCGCUCCAGUUUCGGCAGUUUGUCCGAGUCACCAACACGCAGCCUGGGGGAGGGGGGUGAGGAGGGUCAGCAGAGACAGUGCAGCAUGGAGGAGGAGAUAACUCAGGAGACAGGGGACACCCCUGCGCCCGACGCUGAGAUGGAGAAGGAGGAAGACACCGGCAGCGUCCAAGCGCAGACCCCUGCAGAGGAAAGCAGCGUGGCGGUGCCCAAGCGCAUUGAAGUUCACUCCAUCCACACUUAUGUAGCGCUCUACAAGUUUCUGCCUCAGGAACAAAAUGACCUGGAACUACAUCCCGGUGAUCGGGUGCAGGUCACUGACGACUCUAAUGAGGAAUGGUGGAAGGGUAAAAGUGGCGACAAAGUUGGUUUCUUCCCGGCUAAUUUUGUGCAGAGGGUUCGGCCAGGAGAGAGAGUAUGGAGGGUCAUCCAGGGUGCCCCCGGCAACCGAGAGAGAGGUCACAUGGCCGUCAGGGAAUCCCAGAUCUGUGUGGGGAAGCGAGAAGAUGGCGAGGUCUUUCUAAAGCUAAGCAGCGGGAAAAAGAGAGGGCUGGUCCCAGCUGACUCCAUAGAGGAGAUCUGAGGCGUGCGAUUUAUGCACAGCUCUAACCUUCUACUUUCCCCAGGGAUGCACCUAACUUCAAACUACAAACACCUCCCCUCAAGACCCCCCUUGGCCGCAGCCUCCUCAACCCUCCCAAAGACAGUAAUGAGACACAGAUAAAGUGGACAGACCACCACACACUUCUGCAAAACGAAGGAAACACAACUUGGGUCCACUGCUGAACACGUUUCCAGUUUAAUUGGUUCACUGUAUGUCCAGAACUGAAUCAACAUUAAUGAUGUAGGUCUACUUUUAGAAAGGAGCGGCUUCUCAGCAAUUUAGUUUUGCUGUAGGUUUGUUUUAAAGGUUCAGUGUGUGGUAUUUGGGAAUAUAUUCGAACAAUGAACUUGCAACUGUUUACCCACCACCCACUUGUGGUAACUGUAAAUAACAUGGAAGUCCAUUCAGUAGGUUUACAUGACACAUAAAAAGCCAAAUUAUUGCAUUAGUCUGACUAAUGCUGGAUAUUAAAAGUACAUGUAAACGAGUUGGCUCGACUGAAAAUGGAAGUUCUAAUAGUCGGACUAACACACUUAUAGUCGUGGAAAAAAUUAUGAGACCACCUUUGUUUUCUUCAAUUUCUUGUUCAUUUUAAUGCCUGGUACAACCAAAGGUACUUUUUUUUUGGACAA
Messenger RNA from Sphaeramia orbicularis (orbiculate cardinalfish), 2456 nucleotides. Its product is annotated as SH3 and cysteine-rich domain-containing protein 2-like. NCBI's taxonomy places the organism in Eukaryota, Metazoa, Chordata, Actinopteri, Kurtiformes, Apogonidae. Bases 535 to 1803 code for a protein of 422 amino acids. Gene Ontology annotation, molecular function: protein binding. The record is from RefSeq and is a predicted model, not a curated record. The transcript has 11 exons. Gene Ontology annotation, biological process: positive regulation of voltage-gated calcium channel activity; positive regulation of protein localization to plasma membrane; skeletal muscle contraction.